Messenger RNA from Acipenser ruthenus (sterlet), 2892 nucleotides. Its product is annotated as 2-phosphoxylose phosphatase 1-like. The coding region runs from base 310 to 1749 and encodes 479 amino acids. Lineage: Eukaryota; Metazoa; Chordata; Actinopteri; Acipenseriformes; Acipenseridae. Gene Ontology annotation, cellular component: Golgi apparatus. The transcript is spliced from 6 exons. Gene Ontology annotation, biological process: glycosaminoglycan biosynthetic process; chondroitin sulfate proteoglycan biosynthetic process; dephosphorylation. Gene Ontology annotation, molecular function: phosphatase activity. The record is from RefSeq and is a predicted model, not a curated record.
CCCUGUGGUUUCCUUUAAGGAUGUGUUCCUCAGUUCCUGCAAAGUAAAAUGACAGGCCAAAAACAGCAACCAGUAACAGUACUUUGGGCAGUUACAAUCACGGCCAUACUGUUUUUCCUAAGGGAAAGAGGGAGGUCAAAGGUCUUGUAUUUUUAAGGAAAAUCUGUGUCGACGUGCUGCUUGUCUGACUUGAGGUGGAAUGAGCCGUUUGCAACACCCUGUUCAUCUCUUCAUACAACACAGCCUGCUACGAUAAGGUGGAAGGAGUCAGCAGGUGAAACCAUGGCAUGCUAACAGACAUACAGAAUAAUGGUUCCUCGAAAUCGUUUUUUUUUCCUGCUGGCUGUGGCAGCUGUGUUGGCAAUCCUCAGCCUCAGUCUUCAAUUUUUGCACUUGAUCCCUACACCACCACUACUAGAAGACCGACAGAAUGCGAAAAGCAGGAAAAGGAUAAUGCCAGUACCACACACUGAGCCUCCAGUAAUUGAUCCAGUUUAUGAAGCCUAUGCAUACUGUAACAUCCCCAACAACACGGAGCGUGGCAUGGAAGGUCACAGUCCUCCUGAUUACAAGUUAUUGUCUGUUCAAGUGAUGAUCCGCCAUGGAGACAGAUACCCGCUAUACGCUAUUCCCAAAACCAAGAAACCAGCUAUCGACUGCACUCUGGUACCCAGCAGGAAACCUUCCCACCCUCAGCUGGCAGCUUUUCUAAGUCACAUGUCCAAAGGAUCCAAGGGCCGCAUGGAUAACGUACUGAGUGGCCUUCCACGCUUCCCCAGUCAUUCUGUUUGUGAGAUGGGAGAGCUCACACAGACAGGUGUUGUGCAACACCUCCGUAACGGGCAGCUCUUGCGUGACACCUACAUAAAGAAGCACACACUUCUACCUGACAGCUGGACCAGCAAGCACCUGUAUAUAGAAUCAACUGGGAAGAGCCGGACCUUGCAGAGUGGGCUGGCCUUGCUCUACAGUCUGCUGCCUGAAUUCGAUUGGCAGAAGAUCUACAUCCGCCACCAAUGGAGCUCUGUCUUCUGCUCGAGCAGCUGUGACUGUCCAAUGAGGAACCACUACCUGGAGGAAGAACAGAGGAGGCAGUACAGCCUGCGCGUCAAGAACAGCCUCCUGGAACAGACCUACGUGGACAUGGCCAAAAUAGUCGGGGUACCCACGAGGCUGCUGAGGGCCUCCAACCCCAUUGACUCUCUCCUGUGCCACUUCUGUCACAACAUCAGCUUCCCCUGCACACAGAAAGGCUGCAUUGGCUUGGAACACUUCAAUGUCAUCAAGAGCCACCAGCUGGGCGACGAGAAGGAGAGGCACGAAACGAAAGUGUACUACAGAUACUCUCUGCUGGCCACCCACCCCAUCCUGAAUCAGACCGUGACGCGCAUGCAGAGAAUCGCAGAGGGUCGGAGCGAGGAGGUCUUUGCCCUCUUCUCAGCCCAUGACGUUACUGUAGCCCCUUUGCUAGCUGCUCUGGGACUCUCUGAGGCUAGGUUCCCCAGAUUCGCUGCUCGGAUUGUCUUUGAACUCUGGCGGGCCCCCAAGGACAAGAAAAGCCUUUUUGUUCGUGUUCUUUACAACGGCGAGGAUGUCACUUUCCAGACCUCCUUCUGUCAGAAACACAGCAGACGUUCCAGUCAGCCUCUCUGCCCCUUCCAGAACUUCAUGAAUUUUGUGAAAAAGGACAUGUUUGCCAUCUUUAACAGCACUAAUUAUUAUGACGCUUGCCAUAGGCGGGCGUUUUAAAGCGAUGUCACUGUAGAUUGAAACAGAUGUAAAGUUUUAAUGCUAUAUUGCAACAUUGAAAUUGGUCAUAUUGCUUUUCGGAGCUGUAUUGGCCUUUUUUAAUUGUGGAAAUCAAGAUGAUUUAUGUAGCUGACCAGCAACUGAAUUAACAGAUUUUAGAUUAUACUAAAGAUACAGCACACCAAAUCUUCUAAGUCUGUCACACACACUGUUUUCUUUUUAUUGUGUCCUGGGAUGCAGGACAGUUUUCUGGAUAUCGAAAUCACGUUUUUUAUCCUCUGUACUACAAGCACAGGGGUAAGAGAAUAACCAGUACUAUUUUCAGGCAUCCCAGGAAAACUAUAUGGAAUAGUGAAAUUAGUAUUUAGUAUUGUGUAAUGCACACCACAGCUGUACCAACCUUAAAUCAUCCAUCGCUACAUAUGUGCUGUUUAUCUGCAGGUCUUCACAUUGCACUGUAAUGGUAUAACAAGUCCAUAAGUUGUAACUAAAUCAUGUAUACCUUAUGCUUUACUAGAUACUAUAGAAACCUGGUUAAUAUUUAUUACUUUUUAUUUUGUGGGUACAAUCAAGAGGGCCACAGGAUCAAGUGAUAAAACCCUUUUCAUAAAUGGGAAGUACUUUUUAUAUUUUUGGCUCUCUGUGGUUUGCAAUAGAACCAUAACAGGCCCAGAUACCUCAAUGACUGCAAGUCCUACAUCUAAAAGUCUAUUUGUUACAAAAUGAACAGUAGCUUUCUAAAACACAGAGGGAGAGUUACCGUUUUACUGGAAUGUAUUUAUCAUAUUACUCUGUACUCCUGAAAUGGGUCCUUCCACUCCCAAUACAGUAGCUGCCCUUUUAUUGGAACAGGCUUCAACCACAACUGAUGUAUUUAAUUGGGAAGACUUUUAAAAUCCUGGCUAUUGUGGUCAAUGCUCUAAUCCUGGUCAGUUUUAAGUUGCAUUGUAUUUGUAAUGUUAGUGAUUUCCACUGCAUUCCAGCUAUCUAGGCAAUGGUAUGUGGGGUUUUUUUUUUUUUUUUUUUGGUUUUUGUGGGGGGUUUUUGGCAGUAUAAUUCAUUUCAACACAUGAACAAACAAACAAAAAAAUAAAUAAAUAAAUGCAUAUUUAUAUGAAUAAAGGGUAUUUGAGUUUGGCGUUC